Solanum lycopersicum (tomato) is the source of this 540-nucleotide messenger RNA. The record is from RefSeq and is a predicted model, not a curated record. NCBI's taxonomy places the organism in Eukaryota, Viridiplantae, Streptophyta, Magnoliopsida, Solanales, Solanaceae.
AUGCAGAGCACUCAAGCAAAGUAUAUUUCCCUUUUACCAAAUUCAAUUCGAAAAACCAGUGAUUUUUCUUCAAGAAAUCUUGCAUUGAACCAUUCAAAUUCAUUUUCCAGAAAUGGGGUUCUUCCCAAUUUGCAUUUGCGUUUGCAGAAACCGAUUGUAUCAGCUUGGAAAAAGAAAAAGCCAUCUGGGUCUGUUAGAUCAACGAAAAUCAUGCUAGAAUCAGCUUACUUCAUUGCGUCAAAGCUCAAGCUAUUGCCAGAGCCAUUGGAUUCUAUUAUAAGGGAAUUUGGAGGUGGAAAUGGUGGUGGUGGUGGGUUUAGGUUUGGAUUGGAAAUUGAUGUGUUUUUGGGUGGUUUAGGUUUAACCCUUUUUGGGUUUUCUGUUAAUGUGUGGAAAAGAGGGAUUUUGGAUUGGGCAUUAGGGUUUUGUUGUUGUGCUGCAUUGGUAGGUUUGUUGUUGAAACAAGAUUUGCAGAAAUUGGUUAGUUUUCUUGGUAACAUAAAGAUUGCUAGGAGGAAGAGGAAAAGAAGACUCUUUUAA